UGGGUACCCACAUCUACGGCCUGCAUCCUUUUUCCUCCAGCUGUGCAGCAUUGGAGCCUGAGUGCGAGCAAAGGAAGCCUCAUUGCUUGACACACACUCAAACGAUCCAAAAUAUGGGAGAAAAUACACGUAUAGAGGGGAUAAUCUUGUACCGUGCCCUGGAGCGGUGUUCCCAGUACACUGAAUGCUUGGGCGGCCACCCAGACGAGAGUCAUCAGAUUUAUUCCGUACGUGGAUAGGAAAAACAUUAAAGGGAACAUUGGCCUGGAGAUGAUGGAUGGGAGAGUGCAUGGUGCUGAGAUGAAAGAACACAACCCAUGCUAUGUCCCGAUUGUAUUGACGGCUGUCAUUAAAUGCACACUGGUAUAUUUCACAUCAUUUAUUGAUUUUACAAACGAAGGAGCGUGACCCGCGUCCUUCCCUGCAGAGGGCCAUGGAGCCGGGCAGCAUUGAUAAUUUGUCCAUCCUAUACCAGAGCUCGGACUUCAUCGUGGUCAACAAGCACUGGGACGUUCGUAUCGACAGCAAGAUGUGGUACGAGAAACUGACCCUGCAGAGCCAGCUGAAGCACCGCUUCCCAGAGCUGGCUGACCCAGACACGUAUUACGGCUUCAGGUUUUGCCAUCAGCUAGACUUUUCCACCAGUGGGGCCCUCUGCGUUGCGCUCAACAAAGCUGCUGCCGGUAGCGCAUACAAGUGUUUUAAGGAGCGGAUGGUGACCAAGGCCUACCUUGCUCUGGUCAGGGGGCACGUGAGGGAAAGCCGAAUGACCAUCCACUAUGCCAUAGGGAAGAACACCACAGAGGGCAUGACCCACAUGAUGUGUAUCGAAGGGACGGAAGGCUGUGAAAAUCCAAAGCCGUGCCAGUCCGAGCUGACCGUCCUGGAGCAUGGAUCGUACAGCGGCGACCCCGUGACUAAAGUGCUUCUGCAGCCGCUGACAGGCCGGACACACCAGCUCCGAGUUCACUGCAGCGCUGCCGGACACCCCAUCGUGGGGGACUUCACCUACAGCUUGAAGAAGGACAGCAGCCCGUACAGAAUGAUGCUUCAUGCCCACUACCUGCGGAUCCCUGCCGGCAAGGAACUAAUUGAGGUGAGAGCUCCUGACCCCUUCCUGACCUCGCUGGAUAGCAACUGGGUCCCACACCGCGUGGUUCACCGACUGGACGAGAUGAUCCAGGAACUGAAGGACAAGACCCUCCGGGUGGAGGAAGAGGCAAGGCACCGGGAAGCAUCUCUUAGUAGCGGGGAAGAGGAGAUGCCCAGCAAAGCCAAGAGCCUGGAGACGGAGGAAGAGCGAGCCAAGUGUGAGCAGUGGUUGGCGGAGUGGGCCCUGGAAUGAGCUGCUGCUGGUGCUAUGCCUUUCAGACCCACUCCCCCGUUUGAUCACAGUGGCACCUGGCCGAUCCCCAUCCCCCCAGCACCCAACACGUCGCCGCAUCAGCACGUUUUUAUGCCUCCGAACGGCGCUUCCAGGGGUUCAUGUCUGGGAGUGAAAUUGGACUGAAUUUUAGCACCACUUGGCGUUUUGGUUUUCAUGAGUGAAACACCACCCCACCCUCUCCGGGGGCACUUUUCCUUGCUCUGCAACUCAGCGAUAGGAUCGGAAUGUUGUGCACCGUAUCCGAAAAGAGGCAGGAGCCCUGGCACUUUUGUUUUAGCGCUAAACCUGCUCGCUGCAUGUCAGCCGUUACGGAGCUUGGGCAGAAAAUGGUGACACUGCUUUCAAGCCCGUAGUCUGAAACAUUGCCAAGAUCCAAAGGGAAUCAGUCAUAAAGAAGAGGUGUGAACCUGAUUUCUUUCUGGCUGGAAUAUUUCGAUCUGCUUUUGCUUCCCCAUUCCCGUCUACGGAGCGAUCGCAUGCACUCGCUGACUCCUACUAGCUAUUGCUGUCUUCCAGUGCAGGGUGUAAGGAAGGAGCAUGUAGCAUUUUGCACUGAUCCCGCUAAAAGAAUCAGCCGCAUGCUUUGCCACUAAUUCCCCAUGCGGGUGAACCCCAGUUAAACCACCGCUAGGAGGUUCCUCUGAUGGGCACGCGUUGGACUCUAGCUUUCCCGAGUCUGGGCUUGUCACCGCUGCAUUUAGACCAUUUGUAUUUUUAAAAGGUUUUACAUGAAUGAACACUGAUGAAUUUUAAACUUUCUAUGGAAAUUCGACACGGGAUACAGUCCUGUAGUAUUUCCGCAAGGCUAUCAGUCUGAUGUUUGUAACCUCACACUUCUAGUACCGUGGCACUAGGAGCAGAUUUAAAAAUACCCAACGCCCCAAGACUUUUUCCUACGGGUGGUGAGAUUUUAUUACACCCUGCCCUGCUACGCUCCUUUUCCAAGAGCUGGUGCUUGCCUGGCGAUGCACAUCUGACUCCUGCUUAGAACCAAAAUGGGCAUUUUCUGCAAUUCUUAGUAGGAAAUCACAACCCGAAGUCAAUUCGUGAAAAAUCACCUUUCUCUCCUAAUGCCUGUGACCAGGCACUGCCCGGCUUUCAUCACUAGAUGGUGCCAGAAGAAGCAUCAGGCUUCAGAGACCCCCUGUUUAAAUUGUCUUGGGAUUCCAGCAGUGAGACUAGAGGAAAACCCACAAAACCGAAGGAGUGCUAAGGGGCGGAUGCUCACAAACGAGAGCGAGGAAGCUUUGAUUUAAGGGGAGAACGCAGUGUCCCUGUUUUGGGAGAGUCGCGAAUUGAGGGUUUGCCUCACCCGAGGAAUUUCCUUGCUUUGCAAAUCUAAUUCAUAUCUUCUGCGGGGCCAUUUUUAAAACUUUUUUCUUCAGCGUUUAAAGGUAGUUUUAAAAUAAUGGGAUAACGUUGUCCUGGAAUUCUGUGAGCCAGGCCACGGAUUAUUGCGACAGUAAACCAGAAUAGCCCGCUUAGAUCCACUGUGCCCUGUGCAUCCUAGUAUUUAUAUUGCACCUGUCACCUUAUUAGCUAAGCCCUGAGGUGUCACAUCAGUGUACGCCUGUAGGGUCCCUUAAUCCCCAGCCUAUUGUGCAAGUGACCAUGCGAACCGAUUCAGUGUUGUAGCCAUGCUAAUCCCAGGGUAUGAGAGAAGCCAGGUGGGUAAGACCAACCUCUGGGUGAAAGAGACAAGCUUUUGAGCUUUUACAGAGCUUUUCUGAAGGUCAGAGUUAAGGAUACUACUUCAUCCACCUUGUCUUUCUAACGCUGCACCCUCUCGUGCCUAAGAGAAUCCACCUGCGUGUUGCCCCAGAUGAGAAAUCUGUCCGCGGGGAGAGGUGAAAGAACUCCCAUCGCUACCCAUGAGAUGUGGAAACGAACAUUCUGUGGGGUCACUUCAGUCAGUGGUUUUCAAACUUUUUUUUCUCAUGACCCGGUUGAAGAAAAUUGUUGGUGCCUGCGACCCAAUAUAAUUUGACUAGUGUGAGCUCCGGGGUGGGGCCGAGGAGGGGAGCUUUGGGCUGUAGGAAGGGGCUCUGCUUUUGGGGGAGGGG
Messenger RNA from Pelodiscus sinensis (Chinese soft-shelled turtle), 3450 nucleotides. Lineage: Eukaryota; Metazoa; Chordata; Testudines; Trionychidae. The record is from RefSeq and is a predicted model, not a curated record.